UUGGAGGAAAAACAAAAACACUGAAUUUGGAACUUCUAAAGUUGAUCGCGAUCAAUGCCAGGCAAGGCAUGAGUGUCGUGUAUAAUAAAGGAUGGAAUCAAAGCUAAACGAACAACUGAAAAUAUUCCUCAUCGGCCGAUGGGGAAUUACGCAAAGAACCAUUUUCUCCCUGCCUUGUCCACCAUCCAAAACAGGGGAAGUCACGCAAGCAUAUAUAUAUUAACUUACCAUGCCACCGAUAGCAACUCCCUAAAAAACCCAGAAACGGACGGCGGCCGCCGCCACCUCACCGGAAGUUCAUUUCACCGCCAUCGCCGGCGAAUCCCCGUCCAAAACUCCGCCGUGGAAGCUAAUUAAAUAUACCGACAAAAGUCACUCGGCAGCAGCAGGAACUUUCGCGGAAACGAAGUCGAAACUCGAAACAACCGGCCUAUUUCCUUCUUCUCUUUUUUUUUUUCUUUCUUUCCCUAAUUAAUAAAUUCAAAAGUCAAGUCAACUGCAAAUGACUGAAAAUAAAAAUAAAGAGAAUAAUCGUGAUUAUUAUAAUAACAACGAUGAAGAUGUUACUUGCUUCAAUCGAUGCCUUCGUUUCUUUUCAUUCACAUCCUCGCGCCAAAAGCCAGACGGAGGGGGAAAGAGGAGAAAGGAGGAGGAGGAAUUGUCGACGCCGGCGGCGGGCAAAGGAGGAGGAGGAAAGAUGGGGAGCGUGAAUCUGGAGGAGAAUCUGAAGGUCAGGGAGGAGGUGGUGAAGAAAGCCUGCUCGCUGGCUAUGAAAGCCCACAAGUCGCCGGCGAAGCAGCUGUUCGUGACGGAGAAGCUCCGCUCGUCGGAAGUUAUUAUCGGCUUCCCUGGAAGUUGGAACGCCAGCGAUUGGAUCAGCAAGGCGCCGUUUGGGGAAGUCGAAGUGGAUCUGCAGCUUUUCCCUUCGAUCUUGUACAUCGGUCUCAGGGAGAUCGGCGCCGUCAACGAAGCCUUCUUGCGUAGAUUCAAAGCUCUUUUGGCCGCACCGCAGUUCGUCGCCGAGGUGGAGAAGGCCAGAAGAGAAAGCAAGCAAGUCAUAUUCACAGGUCACUCAGCAGGAGGGCCAACAGCCAUCCUGGCAACACUAUGGUUCCUGGAGAAGUACAAGAACGCAUCAUCACCGAUUCUCCCUCUCUGCAUCACAUUCGGCUCUCCCUUGGUCGGCGAUCGCUUCCUGAACCACGCCGUCCGCCGCGAAAAUUGGUCCAAGCAGUUCAUCCACUUCGUCAUGAGAUAUGACAUCGUCCCCAGAAUCUCACUCUCCCAGCUACAACCCAACCACCAGCAGCAGCAACUCCAGGAUGCCCUCAAGUUCUUCAACCCCAACACCAAGGACCAACUCCCUCCCGAAUUCGAUCCUCAAUCCUUCUUCGUCCACGUCAUGAGAGGCUCGUCCUCCGUGGCGAGCCACGCUGCCUGCAAGAUCAUGGGGAACACCAACCUGCUCCUCGAGACCGUCUCGAGCUUCGUCGAGCUCAGCCCUUAUAGGCCUUUUGGGACCUUCGUUUUCGCCGCGGGGAAUGGGAAGCUGGUCAUCGUGAGGAACCCUGAUGCGGUUCUGCAGGUGCUGUUUUACUCCUCGCAGCUGAGCUCUCCCAAUGAAGUCGGUGAAGUUGCGGCGAGGAGCCUCAAGGAUCACUUGAACUAUGUGAAUGAGCUGAAAGAAUGCCUGGACAACAUGCAGAAUGUCACUUCCCUGGAUGAUCAUCGCGAUUCCCUCGCCAGCAUUCCUCUGUCAUCUGAUUCUGCCACUGCAGAGACUGCAGCAAUCAACGCAUCACUGAACGAUCUCGGCCUGAGUGUGAGAGCUCGACUCUGCCUCCGAGCAGCGGCGGAGCUGGAGAAGCAGAAGGAUCGAAACCAGGACACGAUCAACGACAAGAUGAAGGACAUCGAGACGAAGAUACAGAAGCUGGAGAACUACAAGAACAAGUGCACGGUUCAGAAGAGGACCUACUACCGCGCAUUCAGGCUGUCAGAGGAGAAGAGCGACUUCGAAGCAAACGUGACGAGGCUCGAGCUGGCCGGGAUAUGGGACGAGAUCGUGGAGAUGCUGAAACGGUACGAGCUACCGGACUAUUUCGAGGGGAAUCGAGAGUGGAUCGAGCUUGGGACGAGGUUCAGGCUGAUCGCCGAGCCGCUCGACAUAUCGAACUACUACCGCCACGCCAAGAACGAGGACACGGGGACUUACAUGGUGCGGGGGCGGCCGAAGCGGUACAAGUGCACGCAGAGGUGGAAGGAGCAGGUGGAGGGAAAGGCGUGGAGCGACGAGCCGCCGGAAUCGUGCUUCUGGGCUGAGGUGGAGGAGCUGCUGAUUGCUCCGGCGGGGAGCCCGGCGACGGUGGAGAAGGUUAGGGGUUUGCAGAGGAAAGUGGAGGAGUAUAAGAUGGGAGCGGAGGUGUAUUUGGAGGACAGCUUGUUUGUGACUUUGUUGAAACAGAACAAUCUCCGUUGAAGUCUUGGAAGAGAUGAAGGAAGGUAGUAAUAAAGCCGGCGAAAUAAAGGGUUUGGUGUUCAAAGCUCAAUCAUCAUGUAAUGUGUAUAUAUGUAGUAUGUACCGUGUUGCUUUAGAGUAGAUUGGCAUUCUCCAAACAUAAAAAUGUUACAAGACGUUAUACGAUAAUGUAAUCGGGGUUGCAAGGGGACAUAAUCGAGAACUGAGUACCGAAUAUCCAAUGAAAUUGAUAUAAAAGAGAGAUCGAUUGAAUUGUUAAG
Molecule: messenger RNA, 2739 nt
Organism: Linum tenue
Lineage: Eukaryota; Viridiplantae; Streptophyta; Magnoliopsida; Malpighiales; Linaceae
Source: the annotation of a GenBank genome assembly